AUGCUACUGCUGACACAAACAUUUCCAGCGUUUUAAAUUUUACGAAAAACAUUACUUUUUAAAAUAAUAGUACCUAAAAAAUUUACUUUGCGAAGCAAGACCACAUAAACCGGAUUUUAUUAUUUACAGAGUUUGCAAGGCUACGAGAUUCUUUGACUGUUCUAGAGUUUGUGUAUGCUUGGCUUGUAAAACUAUUUUUUUUUCUGCAGCUCUUCUAAAGCUGAAGACGAUGCUUGCUCUAGCAAACAGUGCACUGCGAUCGCAGUCUGUUUUGUGGUCCAGUUUGCGGAGUAUGCGCACUUCUUCCACGAUUUUGACGGAAAAAUUCCGCGGGACUCCUAAAUCACCUCCGGACACGGAUAAAGGCGAAAAGUACACUCCAUCGGAUUUCCGUGAAUCAGCUGGUUCGGGUGUGCCACGUUCCGGGGAUGACUUCUUCGACCGUAACAAGAAGCUUAAUCGGCCCCUGUCUCCCCAUUUGACCAUCUAUCAGACACAGUUACCCAUGAUGAUGUCCGGUACUCAUCGUGCCACGGGUUUGAUUUUAGGAUUGCAGUUGGGGGUGGUGUCUCUAGGAAUUCUUCUUGCGCCGCAGCAUUUUGAUUAUUACGUGGAAGUCAUCCGGAGUUGGCAGAUGAAUGACAUACUGGUUUUCGUCGGGAAGUUUGGUGUUGGUUGGUUGCUAAUGUACCAUUACUUCAACGGGAUUCGUCAUUUAGCCUGGGAUAUGGGCAAAGGAUUCGCGCUGCCGGACUUGUAUAAAACUGGCUAUGUAGUGCUUGCGCUGUCCCUUCUGUCCGCAGCUUAUUUGGCUACGCAGUAAUGUGAGCGGACUAAUUUGGAUGGGAUUAUUGAAGUUGUCUAGGUUCUGGAGGGAUCGAAUGGAUUGCUGCUUAAACUGCUAGAAUUUUAAUAUGAAAGUUACAGUUAAGUAAAUGUGUAAUUAAUUAGUUCAUUGAUGAUUUGUGUUAGAUAUUAAUUAUUGUUAUUUUAUCUGUUUAUCAGAAAAAAAUGAAAUUAAUUGCGUAAUAAAAUUCCUGAGCAGACAAUGCUUGUGCUUUUCCGU
Messenger RNA from Paramacrobiotus metropolitanus, 1066 nucleotides. RefSeq names its product succinate dehydrogenase cytochrome b560 subunit, mitochondrial-like. The coding region runs from base 230 to 823 and encodes 197 amino acids. Gene Ontology annotation, biological process: tricarboxylic acid cycle; mitochondrial electron transport, succinate to ubiquinone. The record is from RefSeq and is a predicted model, not a curated record. Gene Ontology annotation, cellular component: membrane. Gene Ontology annotation, molecular function: electron transfer activity; succinate dehydrogenase activity. NCBI's taxonomy places the organism in Eukaryota, Metazoa, Tardigrada, Eutardigrada, Parachela, Macrobiotidae. The transcript has a single exon.